UUUAUAAAUUAGUUAAAAUGUAAAUACUGUUGUGGAAAGGUUUCAUCUAAAAAAAAAAAAAAAUAAAUAAAUAAAUAAAAAGUGAGGAGUGAGACCUCCCUCUCUCAAUUAGCGAUCUUUGACGCGCUCCUUUUUCUUCCCCCUUCAUUCAAGCUUGUUUCUCACUCAGCGGCUGAGAGUUAUAAAACCUCGACAAAGCUGCUCUCCCAGCUUAGCUUAGGCUAACAUUCGUCUUUGUAAGUUUUAGUUAGUUUGUAUAUUGAAUUUGAAAGGAAAAUGUGUGUUUUGUUUUUGGCGAACUUUUUAAUGUUGCUAUUGCUAUCCUGUUGAACCGAAUCACACGUGGAAAAAUACAAUUGUACAACGUUUUAAAUGUAUUCAUUUGUAUAUUUCACUACGAUUUGAGAGCUCAAUAAAUUGAAGAAAAGUACGCCUUGUGUUUGGAGGGCUUCUUUUGGGGGUUUGCUGGCUGUUUAGCUGAAUAGCAUCACUGACACUCACGGCAACAAACGGGAAGGGUGAGCGCUGCCGCACCAAGUCACUUCGGCUGCAUUUUGGCACAUGAAAAAUAGCGAAUACCGUACUAAGGUGUGACGGAAAAUUUUAGUGGUUUUGAAACCGCGACGUUUUCACACCACGGUAAACCGUGAAACCGGUAACCGGCACAUGUCUAGUAGUGGCACCAAUUGAUAUAUCUUCUCUCCGUUGGAAAAUAACAUAGGGUGUUAAGAAAAAGAUCAGCUAUUAUAGAUUGAACGCGACAAUGCGUGAGUGGGUCGUGCAGCGCAUGCGUUAAUUGCGUUAAAUAUUUUAACGUGAUUAAUUUUUUAAAAAUUAAUUACCGCCAUCAACGCGAUAAAUUUGAUAGCCCUACUUUAAGCCAAAACUAAAGACUCUGGAUGAGUGUAAAACAUUAUGUCUGUAACGUUACAAUUACAAAACCAUUUGAUAAAAAAAUAUAUGUAUAUAUUAAAAAAAGGCCUGUCCGAUAUUUUUUUGCCGAUUCCGAUACUUUAAAAAUGACGUGAUCGGACCCAAUCAAUCGGCAGAUACUUUUUCAUACCAGUGUACAUUCCCUUUGAAGGCAACAUGCAUAUGGUCUCAAAAGCGGUGAUGGUAAACCAAUGUUUACAUUAUCUGAUAUCAUUUUAAAAUGCUUUAUUGGCCGAUAUUAUUGGCUACCCAAUAAUAUCGUACGUGAUGUAAAUUUCAAGACCAUUCUUGGUUUUGUCUCUGUCUCAACUCCCAAAAGUCUUGGUCUUGUCUUAGAAAGUCCGUUGAGGCGACUUAAAAUUUUCUGUUAAUGCAGCAAGACUACACUUUAACUUAAUAUGAUUUUAAGGAAAAACCCUUACAAAUGCAUUCGACUUUGGUGUUAAUAACAUUCAACCCCAUCUUUAAAAGUGUGAUAACAUGCUUUUUUUCACUAACUUUUGUUUCCUCCUUUGUGCAAAAAUAUGAACCACCUCACUUCCUCUUUCAAAAAAAAAAAAAAAAAAAAAAGCAAUGGUAUACAUGGAAAUCAAGUAGCUUCCCGCCUUUAGUUCGAGACUCAUGCAUGCAGCCAUGUACCCAGCAACCAACCAGUCUGUUGUCGUUCCAAUGCUGCCCGCCAACUCUUAUCCCCACCAACCGGCCACGGUGGUUCAGCACACCACUGUCAACGUGACCAGGGAGAGGGUGCGUGACCACAUUAUAUGCUCCCUCUGCUCUUUCGUCUACAUGUGCAACCCUUUGUGCUUGGGAUUGUUGGCGGUCAUCCACUCCAUCAAGGCCAGAGACCGUAAGGUGAUAGGAGACCUCGAGGGAGCGAAAACGCAUGCCACAAUCGCCUUGUACCUCAACAUUGCAGUCUUUGUCAUUCUUGGCCUGUUUGUCCUUAGUGGCAUCAUCACACUUUCAAUCACUCAGUCUCAUUUACGAUAGUAUUAUGGGCCGCGCUAUAAUACCUGGAAUUAGAUAUGCGUCAAAAAAGAUUCAAACACUGUACGCACCGAUGCGCUGGUCAAAAAAAUAAACCGUUUGUUAAUGUGGUACCCGUUUUU
Molecule: messenger RNA, 2045 nt
Organism: Corythoichthys intestinalis (scribbled pipefish)
Lineage: Eukaryota; Metazoa; Chordata; Actinopteri; Syngnathiformes; Syngnathidae
Product: dispanin subfamily A member 2b-like
Exons: 2
Coding region: 1555-1926 (123 amino acids)
Cellular component (GO): plasma membrane
Source: RefSeq, a predicted model, not a curated record